AUGUCUUCCACGCGAGAGGAGCGGUUGCAAAUGCGACAGCGCGGAGCUGGAACGCGCAAAAUCCAACAAGUCGAUUUCGGCUUCUCAUUUGGAGGCGCAGAGGCUGGCCCAUCAGAUUCUACACCUUCAAUAUUCCCUGAACCCGCGAAACUGCCGCAAACACAGACAGUCAGUACUGCGACAACUUUGCCGCCGAAGACAUCGCAGCCCGAGUCGCAAACGAGAAGCCAAUCCGCAAAUACACCGGGCAAUGCGCGCAAUAAUGUUGCUCAACGCGCCUCAACAUAUGAUAUACCAUUGGACGAUAUGCCUGAAGAACCGCGGAGCAACAAGAGGAGAAAAAUCAACCCCUCAGAUGAGAACUCUGAAACUCCUUCGCGUCAAAAACCUCGAAUAUCUGAAGGCGACAACUCGAGCACAGCUCAGAAUGGCGCCACUGCACCCGAAGAAGCAUCAGCUUCACAAGAUGCAGACAUAUCUUUCGACGUUAAUAAUGCGAACAAUAGUCCUGACACAGGUGCACAGACCGAAAUUAUCGAACAACAACUACCAAUUGAAAUACAGACUUCGAGGGCUGAUAGUACUCUGCAAACAAAUACGGAAGCGCCUCGAAAAUCCCGAUCACCCCAAGCGCCAAUACCCGAGACGCAAGCUAUAGUUGAAUCCGUCAAAUCUGCCAGCACAAAAAAGCGCCAGCAGAAGGGCUCAUCACCACCACGCAGUGACCGCUCUUCACCUCAGCAAGGUAAAGAGAAGAAAUCAAAAGAGCAAACUCAACAUCCGAACCGAGUCUCUAAGGGGGGACGUGAGCCAAAAGCCAGAGUUUCCCAGACUCGACCGACUCCGAGUGCUUCUGCUCCUAAUCCCGAUGAGCCGGAAACAAGUGGUGCUCCUGAGGACAACGAGAGAGGCACAGAACUCGAACCUGGUACUCGGAAUGCAACAGAGACUGAAGCCUCGUCUCAAAAGCACUCUCAAGCGACUAAGAAGACCCGAGGGCGCAAAGGUCAUUCACCCAACGGCGACACCGCGCCGCCAGAGGCCACAAAGGAGACUAUACCGGAUGUGGAAGCAGAGCCUAAGGUCACCAACGUUCAAAGCAAGAAAUCACGCGGGAAACGUCCAGCGGGUGAACAAUCAAUAUCUGGAAAAUCAACCAAUGGAAAGACAAAAGCAAGGCCUGCACCUGCGCCUGAACUUGAGCCCGGAAAGCCAAACCAGGAGCCAGAAGCGGGUCCUUCAAAAUCUCGGGGCGGAAAAGCUGGCAAUAAGGGCAAGAAAGCAGCUGAGCCCAAAUCAGCUGUUCGAAAAGAGCAGCCAGAAGCUGAGGCCGGCCCUGAGCCCGACCCUGAGACAGUGCCAGAACCAUCGAAACCCCGCCGUGGCAAGGCUAAUAAGAAGGGCAAGCGGGCAACCGAGCCAGUUUUUCCAGCUGCAAGUACAGAAGAACCAUCGAAUGCCGAGGAAGCACCUCACUCCGGGUCUCAACAACCUCAAGAAACAGAGACGCAAGCAGAACCCGGUCCAUCAAAGGCACGCGCUGGGAAACGCGGGAAGAAGAGUCAAAAGUCAACUGAGGCCGAAUCUGCUACUAGGGAGGAACAACCAGAAACCGAGACAGCCCAAGAAGGACGCCGAAAGACAAGAGAACCUCGUGGCGAAACUGUGCCCGUUACAGUGCACCGUUUGGUCAAUUCCUCGGCCCUGGGUGCAAUACACGCUUCUGUUGACUCCGGUGACGAAGAUGAAGAGUCAGCACAGCAAAACUCCACUCAAGACAUGGACAAGCUGCCAAACCGUGGCGGUGUCAAUCCUGCCGAUGUCCUUGGUCAAAUUUGUCGCGAAACUCUGGAGAAGACGCUCACGGCGCUCCAGAAUGGAAUUUCCAACGAAACAAAUACUCAAAGACGGGCUGAAUGGACACGCAAACGAAAGGCUGUUGAGGCCUUCGGUUCUGAACUUGACAGUCGUCUGUUGGACUUGAGUGAGAUGCUUGAUAGCAACUUCGUGCUUGGCGUUCAGCUUAAAAAGUCGAAGCGUGAGAUGAUGGACUUGCGGGGUCGUUUGUACAAGGUGCGACAAGAAAGAGAGUCUCUUACCUUACAGAUGGACGCAGUACGUGGCAAGCAUAUGGAAGAAGAGGCUGCCAAAAUAUCCCGUACCACCAUCAAUAACUCUCUCCACAGCUUGGAUUUGGCACUAGAUCGCAACCAAAACAGGGCAUCACCCACAACAGAGCCUUCGUCUGCUGAUUUAGAGUUUAUGCUACGUACUGUGGCUGACGAUGUGAGCUGUCGAGCACCAGGCGCGCAGGGUGGCUUGCUAAACCAAAUUCGUGCUUUUAAUGCGCAAUUGGAAACUACGGCUCGUCGUAUGGAAAGGUAA
This is a messenger RNA of Penicillium angulare, 2385 nucleotides long. RefSeq lists its product as uncharacterized. The record is from RefSeq and is a predicted model, not a curated record. The transcript has 5 exons. Bases 1 to 2385 code for a protein of 794 amino acids. NCBI's taxonomy places the organism in Eukaryota, Fungi, Ascomycota, Eurotiomycetes, Eurotiales, Aspergillaceae.